This is a messenger RNA of Camarhynchus parvulus, 3890 nucleotides long. It is a transcript of the gene TTF2, whose product is annotated as transcription termination factor 2. Bases 114 to 3677 code for a protein of 1187 amino acids. The record is from RefSeq and is a predicted model, not a curated record. Gene Ontology annotation, molecular function: ATP binding; ATP-dependent chromatin remodeler activity; zinc ion binding. The transcript has 24 exons. Lineage: Eukaryota; Metazoa; Chordata; Aves; Passeriformes; Thraupidae.
GCACAGCGCAGCGGCGAUUGGCUGCCCCACCCCUGCCCCGCACUGAUUGGUGGGAGCGCCAGCCCGGCGGGAUUGGCCGGUUCGAAAGGCGGGCGCGGCCGUGCCGCCCGGCCAUGGAGGCCGUGCUGUGCUCCGAGCACGGGUCCCUCUGCUUCCUGAAAACGGGCGUCCGCGAUGGCCCCAACAAAGGGAAGAGCUUCUACGUGUGCGGCACGCAGGGCCCCGCUGCCUGCGGCUUCGUCCUCCCAGCGCCGGUUCCUGCUUCUCAGUGCUUGAUCCAUGAGGGGUGCGUGGUGGAGCUGCAAGUCCUGGUUCAGCAGCCGGACAGAGGUGAAUACCAGUUGUUUUACCGAUGCCUUAAGAGUAAGUUGAAUGGGAAGAAAUGGUGUGGAAGCUUCCCGUGGCAGGAUCCAAAAGCUACCAAAGUGUCAAACCCCUUGGAAUCCCAGCCCAGAACAGUACCUUUCUUCAAUCCCACUAGCCAAAGAAAUCCAUUCAAAGUGCUAGAUGAGAAUCAUGCACCAUCAUCCUGGAAACAAAUGAAGCAAAGAAAUGGAGAGGAAAUUAAAGCAAAAGGAGCUAAAGCAGAGAAUGAGAGUGUGCUGGUAUCACAUAAAGAAAAGAAAUUGACCUCUGAUUCCUCCAUAGAGACAGUACCUCUGGAAGAGCUCAAAAAUAAAAAGAAAUCAUCCACAGGAAGUAAAAGUGACCCAGAACUUCAGGAGACUACAGUGUCUGAAUCCAAACUUUGCCUUUCUGAGACCAGGAAAGAGAAAAAUACACUUUCAGAGGAAGAGAAAUAUGGUGGCAGUGCCAGGGAAUCCAAGAAGCCUUCUGAUUGUGUGGACAAGGAGCCAGGCACAAGAUCAAAACUCUUACCACUAAGUCUUGGAAAGCAAAGUACGAGUACCAAGCCUCCAGGAGAGGAGCAGCUUGGAGAAAAAAGCUUAAAAAGUUGUAGGGAUAAAGACACAAGAAAGAAAGAUUGCAAUGGUCAGAAGAAUGGUGAAAUGACACCAAUGUCUAAGGAAGAUGCCCCUUCCCCAGCGGGAGCACAGUCAGCAUCAGAUUGUGCUGCCCUGAGGGGAAGGGCAGAGGCAGAGCUGCCCAAGGCACAACUCGGGCCAGGGCUGCCACAGUCUCCUGGUGAAGCCUCUGCCAGUGAUAAUGAUAAAGAACAAUUUGUUUGUUCCUCAUCAGUUGAAAGUAAACCUGAGAAAUCAGUUGAGAUUUCUUCAGGAAAAUCAGGAAAGAGUGUGCAGGGGACACCUUUACCAGGAGCAGCGGCAUCAUAUCACAUGGAAGGACCCCAGGACCCUACAGUGCUUCAUAACCGUCUUCUACUCCAGCUGAAACAGAAAAAGAGUACAUUGGCUACAGUGAAUGUUCGGAUGCUGCCAGAUAAAGGGGAGCGCUUAUUAAAGCAAGUGCAGGAUUUGGAAGCUGCACUCAGUGCUCUUGACAUUUCAACAGCAGAUACUAGUGAAAAAGGGCAGAAUAGCACAAACAGCAGCUGCUGUGAAGAGUCUUUAUCUAACCCAGUUAGCAGGCCAGGUGGUACAAAGUCGAUAGCACCUCUCCUGCUUCAGGAUCCUACAGCAAAGGCCUCUGCAGGCUCACAGAGUCGCCUCUCAGCUGCUGCUACUUUGGGUUCCAGUGGCCAAAGUUUUAGAAUGAGUGUUGGUGUGCAGAAUCUGUAUGGGGGAAGAAUGACAGAAGACCGAAUCAGGGCUAUACACAGUGCCACCUUUGAGGCUAUUAAUCAUCUUCACAAAUCUCUAGAAUCCUGUCCAACAGAGGAGACAGCAGCUGAAGAUCCCCCUGGACUGAAGAAGUUGCUUACCUUGGGUAUCCCAGCCCUUGUGGAAAAAGAUCAGGUCCCACUGCUGCAGCACCAGAAACAGGCGCUCUCAUGGCUCCUCUGGAGAGAGAGUCAGAGGCCGUGUGGAGGAAUUCUGGCGGAUGACAUGGGCUUAGGGAAGACUCUAACCAUGAUUGCUCUCAUUCUGGCCCAGAAGCAGCUGAAGACAGAGAAAAGAAAGGAGACAUUAGAAAUAUGGUUAUCCAAAAAUGACUUCACUGUUAUCCCUUCCAAUGGCACUUUAGUUAUUUGUCCUGCAUCCUUGAUCCAUCACUGGAAGAAAGAGAUUGAGAGACGUGUGGUCUUUGGCAGACUGAGGGUCUGUCUGUACCACGGGGCAAAUCGAGAUAAGCAUGCAGAGGUGCUUUCUGGAUAUGAUGUUGUUGUCACAACCUACAGCCUUCUCUCCAAGGAGAUUCCCACAACCAAAGAGGAGGGGGAAGUCCCUGCUCAGGACCAUGAUGUGGAGAGUGGAUCAUCUCUCUGUUCCCCUUUGCUCAGGGUAGCUUGGGCUCGAAUUAUAUUGGAUGAAGCUCACAAUAUUAAAAACCCACGGGUUCAAACCUCUAUAGCUGUGUGCAAAUUGAGAGCCAGUGCCAGAUGGGCUGUCACUGGGACGCCAAUACAGAACAACUUGCUGGACAUGUACUCUCUCCUGAGGUUUCUACGUUGCUCUCCUUUUGAUGAAUACAAAGUUUGGAAGUACCAGGUAGAUAACAACACAAGGAAGGGAGGGGAGAGGCUAAGCCUCUUAACCAGGAGCCUCUUACUGCAGAGAACAAAGGACCAACUGGAUUCAGCUGGCAAGCCCCUGGUAUCUCUGCCCCAGCGUAGGACGCAGUUGCAUCAGUUAAAACUUACAGCAGAGGAGCAAUCUGUGUACAAUGUGCUCUUUGCAAGAUCCAGGUCAACACUACAGUCAUACCUAAAGAGACAAGAGCAGAAAAAUGAAGACAGAGAGUAUGAUGGUGGUAACCCCUUUGAGAAAGUUGCACAAGAGUUUGGAGUCAGUCAAAAGGAAUUUCUAGCAGGCUCACAAAGUGCCUCCCAGGUCUCAAGUACUGUCCAUGUCUUGUCCAUGCUCUUGAGACUCCGUCAGUGCUGCUGCCAUCUCUCCUUACUGAAAGUGGCUCUGGAUCAAGUUAACUUCAACAGUGAAGGCCUUGCACUCUCCAUUGAGGAACAGCUUGGUGCUUUGACACUGUCUGAGCUCCAGACUCCUGAUUCCAAGUCAACAGUCUACCUCAAUGGCACAGCUUUUCAAACAGAUAUCUUUGACAUCACCAGGGAGAGCACCAAGAUAGCUCAACUCUUGGCCGAAUUGAAAACUAUUCAGAGUCACCCAGAGCCUCAUAAAAGCGUGGUUGUCUCUCAGUGGACGAGCAUGCUCAAAGUUGUAGCUGUGCACCUGCAGCGGCUGGGGCUGAAGUAUGCCACAGUGGAUGGCUCUGUCAAUCCCAAACAGAGGAUGGAUGUGGUGGAAGAGUUCAAUAACAAUCCCAAAGGGCCUCAGGUAAUGUUGGUCUCGUUGCUGGCUGGAGGCGUUGGCCUGAACUUGACUGGAGGAAACCAUCUCUUUCUCCUUGACAUGCACUGGAAUCCUGCUCUGGAGGACCAGGCAUGUGACCGCAUUUACCGAGUAGGGCAGAAGAAGGAUGUUGUGAUACACAGGUUUGUCUGUGAAGGAACGGUAGAAGAAAAGAUCCUACAACUCCAGAAGAGGAAGAAAGGUCUUGCCCAGCAGGUUCUGUCAGGCAAAGGAGAAACCUUCACUAAGCUCACUCUGGCUGACCUCAAAAUUCUCUUUGGCAUCUAAUUAUCAUUUGCAGUACCCAACAGAAAGUAAUUUAUAGCUGUGAGUAACUGCAGAUUUCAUCAUAAGGCUUCUGUUCUGAGGUGGUCGUUUAUUUUGAACAAACAACUACAUUUUUGUAACUGUUCUGGAAAGUUAUCAACUCCAAUAGCUAGUUUUAAUAUUGAUGAUUUAUACAAAAGUUAAUAAAGUUUUAAGGUAUUGUUUUGAAACAAA